AUGCAGUGUAGCCAACAAACAACCGCGGCACUACCUCUUGUAUCAUGGACUUCUCUCGAACUCUCGAGACACAUAAGGCAGCUCACUAUGAAAGUCCUGGUGGGAGUGAAGAGAGUAGUCGACUACGCUGUCAGGGUGCGGGUGAAACCAGACAAAACAGGAGUUAUCACGGAUAAUGUUCAACACAGUAUGAAUCCAUUCGAUGAGAUCGCCUUGGAAGAAGCCGUUAAGAUGAAGGAGAAAAAGCUAGCCAAAGAAGUUGUGGCUGUGUCAAUGGGAGGCCUUAAAUGUCAAGAAGUUCUACGAAAUGCUCUGGCUAAAGGUGCUGAUAAAGCCAUUCAUAUAGAGAUUCCUGAUGCCGAUGUGCCAAAAGUGGAACCUCUGCACGUAGCGAAAGCACUCCAGAAAAUCGUUGAGAAAGAUAAAUUUGACGUGGUUUUCCUGGGAAAACAGGCAAUUGACGAUGAUGCUUCUCAAACCGCGCCACUUCUUGCUGGAUUGCUAGACUGGCCACAGGCUCUAUUCGCUAGCAAGGUCGAGAAGGAAGGUGAGGGACACCUGAAGGUGACUAGAGAAAUUGAUGGAGGCUUGGACAUCGUUAAGGUAAAAUUGCCCGCUGUUUUAUCAGCGGAUCUUCGCUUAAAUGAGCCUCGCUAUGCUACCUUGCCCAAUAUCAUGAAAGCCAAGAAAAAACCUAUGGAGAAGAUGACCGUCAAUGAUCUAGGAGUGGAUCUCACACCACAGACGAAGACUCUGGAGGUGGCUGAUCCUCCUGUUCGUAAAGCUGGAGGAUUUGUUGAAGAUGUCCCUGCUUUGAUCGCAAAGCUCAAGGAAAAAGGACUGAUCAAGCAUUGA
Messenger RNA from Necator americanus (New World hookworm), 855 nucleotides. RefSeq lists its product as uncharacterized. Gene Ontology annotation, molecular function: electron transfer activity. Lineage: Eukaryota; Metazoa; Nematoda; Chromadorea; Rhabditida; Ancylostomatidae. The transcript is spliced from 9 exons. The coding region runs from base 1 to 855 and encodes 284 amino acids. Gene Ontology annotation, biological process: fatty acid beta-oxidation using acyl-CoA dehydrogenase; amino acid catabolic process. Gene Ontology annotation, cellular component: mitochondrion. The record is from RefSeq and is a predicted model, not a curated record.